AUGGGCGCCGUCGAGGUCAAAGUGAAGUGCGUCGUCGACCUCAAGAUGGGUUCCAUCACAAGGAAUAAGGAGACAGCCGGCAACUAUACCAGCGUCCCUGUGUUCGUCAACACCUUGUACAACCUCGUCACCGACGUCUACGAGUGGGGAUGGGGCCAAAGCUUCCACUUUUCCUUUUCCAGCCCUAACCUCUCUUACCGCGACGCUGUGCACAUCCAUGAAAAACACGCUGACGAUCUCAUCAACGCGCAUCCGGGCCUCAAGGUCCUCAACGUUGGGUGCGAAGUCAGUGGUCUGAUGCGUGCAAUCACGGCCCGCCUCCGUUCCAACAUCACGAGAACCACCAUCAACGAGUACCAAGUUGCUCGUGUGUGCACUCAUAACCAGAAAGCCGGUCUUGACUUAAUCUGCGAUCUGGUGUGCGACAACUUCCUUUCGAUACCCUCCGUCUUCUCUCUCUCUCUCUCCCUCACUGUGCUUGUGCUAGAAACCAUUUUCAAUCGGUGA
Molecule: messenger RNA, 507 nt
Organism: Dioscorea cayenensis subsp. rotundata (Guinea yam)
Lineage: Eukaryota; Viridiplantae; Streptophyta; Magnoliopsida; Dioscoreales; Dioscoreaceae
Product: 24-methylenesterol C-methyltransferase 2-like
Exons: 2
Coding region: 1-507 (168 amino acids)
Source: RefSeq, a predicted model, not a curated record